Molecule: messenger RNA, 2428 nt
Organism: Amyelois transitella
Lineage: Eukaryota; Metazoa; Arthropoda; Insecta; Lepidoptera; Pyralidae
Product: basic juvenile hormone-suppressible protein 2
Exons: 5
Coding region: 2-2341 (779 amino acids)
Source: RefSeq, a predicted model, not a curated record
AAUGGCUUCAAGACAGUUCAUCUCCCACCGGGUUGGCUGCAAGAUGAGGGUGUUGGUCCUUUUGGUAGUGGGCCUUGUGGCUUUGGCGUCGGCCAGGCUUACGACAGAGCUCGAUGACAAUCUGCUUGGUACUCUGGACGUAAAAAAAAGGCAAAUCCUAAUCCUGAAGCUGCUGAACCACAUCACGGAACCAUGCAUGUACAAGGACAUUAUAGAUGUUGGCACAAACUUCAAGAUUGAAGAAAAUAUCGAUCUAUACACGAAAAUCGAUGUUGUGAAGAACUUUGUCCGCUACAUAAAGCUUGGAAUGCUUCCACGUGGUGAAGUCUUUACUCUUCAUGUUGACCGUCAGUUGAAGGAAGUAAUCUCUAUGUUCCAUAUGCUUUACUAUGCCAAGGAUUUCGCUACCUUCAUCAAGACAGCCUGUUGGAUGCGUCUUCAUUGCAAUGAAGGCAUGUUUGUAUACGCGCUCACCGUAGCUUGCAGACAUCGCGAAGACUGCAAAGGAAUCAUUCUACCUCCGCCCUAUGAAAUUUAUCCUUACUUCUUUGUCCGCGGUGACGUCAUUCAGAGGGCAUACUUACUAAAAAUGAAGAGAGGUCUCUUGGACCAAAAACUUUGUGACCUUUAUGGUAUCAAGAAAACAGACAAAGACGUCUACAUAAUUGAUGAAAACAUAUUCGAUCGCCGCGUCAAUCUUAACUCGGAGGACAGACUUCGCUACUUUACUGAAGAUAUUGACCUAAAUACGUACUACUACUACUUUCACGUGGACUAUCCAUUCUGGAUGAAGGACGAUGUUUUUGAGAAGCUCAGGACCAGGCGAUUUGAACUCACACUAUACGUUUACCAGCAAAUUCUUGCCAGGUACUACUUGGAGCGUCUUUCGAAUGGAUUAGAUGAUAUCAAGACUCUUUCAUUAGACAAACCUAUUAGAAAGGGAUACUGGCCAUGGUUACUGCUGCACAAUGGAGUUCAAAUGCCAAUGAGGCACAACAACUACGUUAUUCUCCGUGAUGAGAAUGUUCAGCUGUUAGGGUUGGUCGAGACUUAUGAAGAAAUCAUCAAGGAGGCCAUAAUUAAGGGUUUCAUUACUAUCAACGGAAUCAGGCUGGAACUUACCAAACCCGAAGAUGUUGAAGUGCUCGGAAAACUUAUAUAUGGUAAAGUUGAGAAAACGACUUCACUGACCACUUUGCAGGUUGAAGCCUACCGAUACCUGCUCAUCGUCUUAAAAUCUGUCUUAGGUAUCAAGACUUUCGCUGAAGAUAAAUAUUUUGUUGUUCCUACCGUGUUGGACGAAUAUCAAACUGCACUUCGUGAUCCUUUGUUCUACCAACUACAAAAACGUCUUGUGAGCUUCGUUCAACUCUUCAAAUUACGUCUGCCUUGCUACACCAAAGAGGAAUUAUAUUUCCCUGGAGUUAAGAUUGACAAUGUUGUGGUCGACAAACUUAUUACUUACUUCGAUGAUUACCUGAUGGAUAUGACUAAUGCAGUGACGCUAACUGAAGACGAAAUCAAGAAAACCACCUCGGAUAUGAAGAUCAUGGUACGCAAACGCCGCCUGAACCACCAGCCCUUUAAAAUCACUCUAGACAUAGUAUCCGACAAAGCUGUUGAUGCUGUUGUAAGGAUAUUCCUGGGACCUAAGGAAGACUAUUUGGGCCGCUUGAUUGACAUUAACAAAAACCGCUUGAACUUCAUUGAGCUAGACAGCUUCCUGUACAAACUAGUUACUGGUAAAAACACAAUUAUCAGGGAUUCCAAGGAAAUGCACAAUCUAGUCCGCGACCGCAUCAUGACACGUGAUCUUUGGAAGAGGAUAGAUACAAUCACUGAUGUAAGGGAUCUACUAGUCAAGGAUUUAAGGAACUAUCACACUGGAUUCCCUACCAGGUUGCUUCUUCCUAGGGGUCAUGUUGGUGGCAUGAGGAUGGUCCUGUAUGUGUGCGUAACUCCUUUGAGAUUAGUCGACAAUGUUGAUCUAAACAUUUUGGAUGUCAACCGCAAAGACUUAGUAGUAGACUACAGAUCUACGGUAUUGUUAGAUAAGAUGCCACUUGGCUUCCCUCUUGAUCGUCAUAUUGACGUGACUAGAUUCUAUACUCCUAACAUGAAGUUUGUGGACGUGAUGAUUUUCCAUAAGAAACAGACGUGUGACAUGAAGACUAGGUGGGAACGUUACGUGCUGAAGAACUACAACAUGUUGGAUAGGAAUAUCAUGGUAAAUAUGAACCUUGAUGCUCUCGAUGACCACUUUACGAAUGUGGACCAAGUCUUUGUAGACACUGAUAUCAAUACUAAGAUCAACCGCGACAUCAAUAUGCUGGAUGUUUGAACCCUGAACUGAUCAGUAUACGUAGAUGAUAUAAAUAGACUGUAGAAUAGAAAGUUGCAAUUAAAAAUGUUAAAAAAAAAUAAAAGA